Molecule: messenger RNA, 525 nt
Organism: Verticillium alfalfae VaMs.102
Lineage: Eukaryota; Fungi; Ascomycota; Sordariomycetes; Glomerellales; Plectosphaerellaceae
Exons: 2
Coding region: 1-525 (174 amino acids)
Source: RefSeq, a predicted model, not a curated record
AUGCCGUCCCUCUCGAUCCUCCGACGCGGUUCCAGGUCGCAGGCGCAGCGAGGCGGAACGAACGCAGCAAGAGGUGACCUGCCAGUCGACAGUGCCAGCACGGCACCAGCCUCUCCGGACAGCAACAAUGAUGGCGAGAGCGGUAGCGAGCGUGAGAGACGCGGCACCAAGCGGGAGAUCAUCCAGGACUUCUUGAACCGAACCAGAGGACGAGCCGGGCCGGGAUCCAGCGCUUCGUCCCAGGGCCAGACGCAAGCACGACCAAAAACGGCAGCAGCACAGACGCCGACGCCGACGCCGACGCAGACGCAGACGCAGACUUCGAUACAGACUUCGACGACACAGGCACCAUCAUCCGGCGGCCCAACCAAGGCGUCGGGAAGUGGCGGCCGGCGCGGCCACGGAAGUAAAGGAAAUGGCAGUAGCAGUCGAAGUGGGGAGAAACAGAGGAAGGCUCGACCCACCGUAGAGCAACCUGCCGGCCCUACGGGCCCCAGUGGAGCCCCGCACUGCCAUGCUGGGUAG